UUUUUCUCCUCCGAGUGAGACGGCGGCGCGGUCGGAGGGGGCCGGCGCGCAGAGCCAGACGCCGCCGCUUGUUUUGGUUGGGGCUCUCGGCAACUCUCCGAGGAGGAGGAGGAGGAGAAGGAGGGGAGAAGUAACUGCAGCGGCAGCGCCUCGCGGGGAACAGGCGUCUUCCCGAAUCCUUCCCAAACCUCCCCCUCGCCUCCCGCCCUUGUCCCCUCCCCUCCUCCCCUGCCGACUGGAGCGAGGGGCAGGGAUGAGCCUGUCCCUCCGGCCUGUCCCCGGCUCCCCGGUAACGUUUCGCGUGGAAAAGCCACUUUCUCCGCCCGCCGAGAUGGGCCCGAAUGGGGGCUGCAGAGGACGCGCCCGCGGGCGGCGACAGCAGCAGCAGCAGCAACAGCCGCAGCGCCGCGGUCUCUGCGAUUGAGCUGGUAUUUGGGCGGCUGGUGGCGGCGGGGACGGUUGGGGGGUGGGAGGAGGCGGAGGAGGAGGCGAAGGAGGAGGCGGGAGAACCCCGUGCAACGUUGGGACUUGGCAGCCCGCCUCCCCCUGCCCAAGGAUAUUUAAUUUGCCUCGGGAAUCGCUACUUCCAGAGGGGAACUCAGGAGGGAAGGCGCGCGCGCGCCUGAAGGGGCAACGCAGGGACCCCGGGCCGGCGCCGCCUCCCUGCGCUGGACUCCCGCCGGGGCAGCGAGAGAUGCAUCUUCGCUCCUUCCCCACCACGGCGGCUGAGAGGAGACCUGGCCCCCGGAGGAUCGCGGCUGCACUCACCCCGGACGCACUGCCUCCCCCCCGGGCGUGAAACGCCCGUGAACUCCGCUCAGGCUAUCUCGGCGCAGCUGCUGCGUCUUCCUCUGGCUGCCCCUCCCCGGCGCGGGGGGCGGCGUGGAUUUCGGAGUCGGGGUUUCUGCGACUUCCAGCCCUGUUUGCAUGUGCGAGGCCGCAGCGAGGAGCCUCCGCCCCCUACCCAGUUGUUUUUCGGCGCCUCCCUCUGCUCGGCGGCGGUGGCGGCGGCAGCAUGGCGAGCCCUCCGGAGACCGACGGCUUCUCGGACGUGCGCAAGGUGGGCUACCUGCGCAAACCCAAGAGCAUGCACAAGCGCUUCUUCGUGCUGCGGGCGGCCAGCGAGGCUGGGGGCCCAGCUCGCCUGGAGUACUACGAGAACGAGAAGAAGUGGCGGCACAAGUCGAGCGCCCCCAAACGCUCGAUCCCCCUUGAGAGCUGCUUCAACAUCAACAAGCGGGCUGACUCCAAGAACAAGCACCUGGUGGCUCUCUAUACCCGGGACGAGCACUUUGCCAUCGCCGCGGACAGCGAGGCCGAGCAAGACAGCUGGUACCAGGCUCUCCUGCAGCUGCACAACCGUGCCAAGGGCCACCACGAUGGGGCUGCAGCCCCCGGGGUGGGGGGCGGCGGGGGCAGCUGCAGCGGCAGCUCUGGCCUGGGCGAGGCUGGGGAGGACUUGAGCUACGGGGAUGCGCCCCCAGGACCCGCCUUCAAAGAGGUCUGGCAGGUGAUCCUGAAGCCCAAGGGCCUGGGUCAGACAAAGAACCUGAUUGGCAUCUACCGCCUCUGCCUGACCAGCAAGACCAUUAGCUUCGUGAAGCUGAACUCGGAGGCAGCGGCCGUGGUGCUGCAGCUAAUGAACAUCAGGCGCUGCGGCCACUCGGAGAACUUCUUCUUCAUCGAGGUGGGCCGUUCCGCCGUGACGGGGCCCGGGGAGUUCUGGAUGCAGGUGGAUGACUCGGUGGUGGCCCAGAACAUGCACGAGACCAUCCUGGAGGCCAUGCGGGCCAUGAGUGAUGAGUUUCGCCCUCGCAGCAAGAGCCAGUCCUCAUCCAACUGCUCCAACCCCAUCAGCGUCCCCCUGCGCAGGCACCAUCUCAACAACCCCCCGCCCAGCCAGGUGGGGCUGACCCGCCGAUCGCGCACGGAGAGCAUCACCGCCACCUCUCCAGCCAGCAUGGUGGGCGGGAAGCCAGGUUCCUUUCGCGUCCGCGCCUCCAGCGACGGGGAAGGCACCAUGUCCCGCCCGGCCUCUGUGGACGGCAGCCCUGUGAGUCCUAGCACCAACAGGACCCACGCCCACCGGCAUCGGGGCAGCGCCCGGCUGCACCCCCCGCUCAACCACAGCCGCUCUAUCCCCAUGCCUUCUUCUCGCUGCUCGCCUUCGGCCACCAGCCCCGUGAGUCUGUCGUCCAGCAGCACCAGUGGCCACGGCUCCACCUCAGACUGUCUGUUCCCACGGCGGUCUAGUGCUUCUGUGUCCGGGUCCCCCAGCGACGGCGGUUUUAUCUCCUCUGAUGAGUAUGGCUCCAGUCCCUGCGAUUUCCGAAGUUCUUUCCGCAGUGUCACUCCAGAUUCCCUGGGCCACACCCCACCGGCCCGUGGUGAAGAGGAGCUGAGCAACUAUAUCUGCAUGGGCGGCAAGGGGGCCUCCACCCUGACCGCCCCCAACGGUCACUACAUUUUGUCUCGGAGUGGCAAUGGCCACCGCUACAUCCCAGGAGCUGGCUUGGGCACCAGUCCAGCCUUGGCUGGGGAUGAAGCAGCCAGUGCUGCAGAUCUGGAUAAUCGGUUCCGAAAGAGAACUCACUCGGCAGGCACAUCCCCUACCAUUUCCCACCAGAAGACCCCGUCCCAGUCCUCAGUGGCUUCCAUUGAGGAGUAUACAGAGAUGAUGCCUGCCUACCCACCAGGAGGUGGCAGUGGAGGCCGACUGCCGGGCCACCGGCACUCCGCCUUCGUACCCACCCACUCCUACCCGGAGGAGGGUCUGGAAAUGCACCCCUUGGAGCCUCAGGGUGGCCACCACCGCCCAGAUACCUCCACCCUCCACACCGACGAUGGCUAUAUGCCCAUGUCCCCGGGGGUGGCCCCAGUGCCCGGCAGCAGAAAGGGCAGUGGAGACUAUAUGCCCAUGAGCCCCAAGAGCGUGUCUGCCCCCCAGCAGAUCAUCAACCCCAUCAGACGCCAUCCCCAGAGAGUGGACCCCAAUGGCUACAUGAUGAUGUCCCCCAGCGGCAGCUGCUCCCCUGACCUUGGAGGUGGGCCCAGCAGCAGCAGCAGUGCUGCCCCCUCUGGGAGCAGCUAUGGGAAGCUUUGGACAAAUGGUGUAGGGAGCCACCACUCUCCAGCCCUGCCCCACCCCAAGCCCCCCGUGGAGAGCAGUGGUGGCAAGCUCUUGCCUUGCACAGGUGACUACAUGAACAUGUCGCCAGUGGGGGACUCCAAUACCAGCAGCCCCUCCGGCUGCUACUAUGGCCCUGAGUACCCCCAGCAAAAGCCAGUCCUUUCCUACUACUCAUUGCCAAGGUCCUUUAAGCACACCCAGCGUCCUGGGGAGCCGGAGGAGGGUGCCCGGCACCACCACCUCCGCCUUUCCUCUAGCUCUGGUCGCCUUCUCUAUGCAGCAACAGCAGAAGAUUCUUCCUCCUCCACCAGCAGCGACAGCCUUGGUGGGGGAUACUGUGGGGCUAGGCUGGAGCCUGGUCUCCCGCAUGCCCACCAUCAGGUCCUGCAGCCCCAUCUGCCUCGGAAAGUGGACACAGCUGCCCAGACCAACAGCCGCCUGGCUCGGCCCACGAGGCUAUCCCUGGGGGAUCCCAAGGCCAGCACCUUACCUCGGGCCCGAGAGCAGCAGCAGCCCCUGCUACACCCUCCAGAGCCCAAAAGCCCAGGGGAAUAUGUGAAUAUUGAAUUUGGGAGUGAUCAGCCUGGCUAUUUAUCUGGCCCCAUGGCUUCCCACAGCUCGCCUUCGGUCAGGUGUCCAUCCCAGCUCCAGCCAACUCCCAGAGAGGAAGAGACUGGCACUGAGGAGUACAUGAAAAUGGACCUGGGGCCGGGCCGGAGGGCAGCCUGGCCGGAGAGCUCCAGGGUUGAGAUGGGCAGAGUGGGCCCCACACCUCCCGGGGCUACUAGUGUUUGCAGGCCCACCCGGGCAGUGCCCAGCAGCCGGGGUGACUACAUGACCAUGCAGAUGGGUUGUCCCCGUCAGAGCUAUGUGGACACCUCCCCGGUUGCCCCUGUCAGCUAUGCCGACAUGCGGACAGGCAUGGCUGCACAGGAGGUGAGCCUGCCCAGGGCUGCCACGGCUGCUCCCUCCUCAUCCUCAGCAGCCUCUGCUUCUCCUGCUGCACCUCAAGGGACAGCCGAGCUGGCUGCCCGAUCAUCCCUGCUAGGGGGCCCGCAGGGACCCGGGGGCAUGAGUGCCUUCACCCGGGUGAACCUCAGUCCCAACCGCAACCAGAGUGCCAAAGUGAUCCGUGCAGACCCACAAGGGUGCCGGAGGAGGCAUAGCUCCGAGACCUUCUCCUCCACACCUAGUGCCACCCGGGUGGGCAACACAGUGCCCUUCGGAGGGGGGGCUGCAGCAGGGGCUAGCAGCGGAGGCGGCAGCAGCAGUGAGGAUGUGAAACGCCACAGCUCUGCUUCCUUUGAGAAUGUGUGGCUGAAGCCUGGGGAGCUUGGGGAAGCCCCCAAGGAGUCAGCCCAAGUGUGUGGAGCUGCCGGGGGUUUGGAGAAUGGUCUUAACUAUAUAGACCUGGAUUUGGUCAAGGACUUCAAGCAGCGCCCUCAGGAGCGCACCCCUCAACCGCAGCCUCCCCCACCAACGCCCCCUCAUCAGCCCCUGGGCAGCGGCGAGAGCAGCUCCACCCGCCGCUCCAGUGAGGAUUUAAGCGCCUAUGCCAGCAUCAGUUUCCAGAAGCAGCCAGAGGACCGCCAGUAGCUCAACUGGACAUCACAGCAGAAUGAAGACCUAAAUGACCUCAGCAAAUCCUCCUCUAACUCAUGGGUACCCAGACUCUAAGUAUUUCAUGAUUCACAACUAGGACCUCAUGCCUUUCUCCUCAGUAGAUGGUACGAUGCAUCCAUUUCAGUUUGUUUACUUUAUACAAGCCUCAGGAGUUUGUUGACUGAACUGCACGUUCUAUAUUGUGCCAAGCAAAAAAGCACUGUGAUACCAGAACAAUGAGUCUGCAUAAACUUCAUCUUCAACCGUAAGGACUUAGCUGGCCACAGUGAGCUGAUGUGCCCACCACCAUGCCACGAGAGAAUGGGUUUACUCUCAUUGCAUCUGCAAGAUACAUUUCAUCUGCUGCUGAAACUGUGUAUGACAAAGCAUCAUUGUAAAUUAUUUCAUAAAAGAUUGUUCACGUUGGGUGGAGAGAGUAUUAAAUAUUUAACAUAGGUUUUGAUUUAUAUGUGUAAUUUUUUAAUGAAAAUGUAACUUUUCUUACAGCACAUCUUUUUUUUGGAUGUGGGACUGAGGUAUAGAAUGUUCUGUUGUAAAGAAUGGAGCAAAUGCUUAAAACAAGGCUAAAAAGAGUAGAAUUAGGGUAUGAUCCUUGUUUUAAGAUUGUAACUCAGAAAAAUAAUAUAAUAAGAAUCAUAGUGCCAUAGAUGGUUCUCAAUUGUAUAGUUAUAUUUGCUGAUACUAUCUCUUGUAAUAUAAACCUGAUAUUGAGCUGAGUUCCUUAUAGAAUUAAUCUUAAUUUUGUAUUUUUCCUGUAAGACAAUAGGCCACGUUAAUUAAACUGAAGAAGGGUGUAUUCUGCUGGGUGUUUUCAACUGUCAGCUUAACAUUGGCAAUGGAAUGGAAGCAAAAUUACAAGAAAAGGAAAUCAAAGUCUUCCAUUGUAAAUACUGUAAAGAGAAGGAGACAUGGGUGAUUCCUUCAAAUCAAAAGCUCUCUUUGGAAUGAACAAUGUGGGUGUUUGUAAAUUCUGGAAAUGUCUUUCUGUUCAUAAUAAACUAGAUACUGUUGAUCUUUUCUUCUCUCCCCUCCCCUCCACUUCUGUAAGCUUCCUGCUCUAUUCCCACCAUUUUUUUCUGUGCACACAUUAUGCUAUUUCAUUUCCUGCAUUGUCUUGAGAAAGAUAGACAAGUGAGUGCUUGCUAACCAAACAUUAAAAUUCCAGAAAGUGU
Messenger RNA from Propithecus coquereli (Coquerel's sifaka), 5925 nucleotides. It is a transcript of the gene IRS1, whose product is annotated as insulin receptor substrate 1. Gene Ontology annotation, cellular component: plasma membrane; cytosol. The coding region runs from base 1016 to 4726 and encodes 1236 amino acids. NCBI's taxonomy places the organism in Eukaryota, Metazoa, Chordata, Mammalia, Primates, Indriidae. Gene Ontology annotation, biological process: insulin receptor signaling pathway. Gene Ontology annotation, molecular function: insulin receptor binding; phosphatidylinositol 3-kinase binding. The transcript is spliced from 2 exons. The record is from RefSeq and is a predicted model, not a curated record.